AUAUGAGGAGCGAUUUCACGCGACAGGAUCAGUAGCUCAGCAAACUUUGAGCAUCGGGAGUGUGCAAGAAGUAGAAGGACAGCUAAAGAAUAGGAAAUCUUGUAUAACCAUACAAACUAACUCAUUAAUAUCAACUUGGGACCUUGGAAAUUCUGUCAUCACGUCAAGGUGACGAGAAAGAAAACAGGCCAGAAUGAUGACCAAACCUUACGGUAAAGCAGGUGAUGUCAGCCAGCUAGUGAGUUCAUUGGGCUGGAUGGAUGAAGACCUGAGCUCCCAGGAUGGGGAAGUGGCCCCGCCGAUGAGCCACUACAAGCUGACCAGGAUUGCCCUCGGUGUCAGGGAGGUGGACAACAAAGACAUAGAGGAAGAGGAGCUGGAGGAAGAUGAGAAUCAGGGAGGGGAAAAGGUGCCCAAGCGUAGGGGGCCAAAGAAGAAGAAGAUGACGAAGGCCCGACAAGAACGGUUCCGGGCUCGCCGAGUGAAAGCCAACGCCCGUGAGCGAUCGCGCAUGCACGGCCUAAACGACGCUCUGGACAGCCUUCGUCGUGUCAUGCCCUGCUACUCCAAAACCCAGAAGCUCUCGAAAAUCGAGACCUUACGACUGGCGCGCAACUACAUCUGGGCCCUGUCAGAGGUUCUGGAGGGUGGACAGUCACCCGAGAGUCGCGGCUUCAUGGAGAUGCUCUGCAAUGGCUUAUCUCAGCCAACUAGCAACCUGGUGGCUGGCUGUUUACAGCUUGGACCAGCCCCAGGGAUGGUGGACAGGCUGGAGGAGAAGUGUGGAGGGCCUGGGGGGGCUGGUGUGCUAGAGCAGCCAGAACACCCCUUCAGCUACACCUCUCCAGGCCUGCCCAGCCCUCCCUAUGGUUCCUUGGAGGCCACUCACCUCUUGCACCUGAAGGGUUUCAAGGCAGUGACCUAUGAGAAGGUCUCCUCUCACGAGUGUAGUAGUGCAACACCCCCCUACGAUGGGCCCCUCACUCCCCCCCUCAGCAUCAGCGGCAAUUUUUCACUGAAACAGGAACCCUCAUCACAUGAGGCGGAAAGGAACUAUACCUCAAACUACCCCACCUCCCAGCACUACCCAGUCGCCACUGCACUAGCUGGGCCUGAUGGUCAUGCUGUUUUUCAGGUGUCCCGCUAUGACCUACCCCUGGAUUCCUUCGCCUCAACUUACAUGGUUACCUCACAGAUGACUGCCCUUUAUAAUGAGUGAAAGAGGAGAGAAUGGGGACAAACUCCACAUAGUCCACCAGCCCCUCGUCCUUCCUGCUGGUCUUCAGAGAGCCAAACUUCCAAGACUGUGUAGAGACAUUGUGUUGCAUUUACACUCAACCACUCCCCAGUCCUUCCACCCAAGCCUAGCUGCUGGAGUGACUGGAAAAGAAUAGCCUCAUUUCCUUUAUAAAUUAGUUUAUGAGUAUAAUAACUUUUAUUGAAAUUGUUAAAUUCAAUAUUACUUGGUGUUUUUAUGAAGAGGUAAAUGGCUCUUCUUAUAUUUCACUAGCCACAGGAGGAAUGGUCCUUCUGAUUGGACCGGCAAAUAUCCACAGCUUCCCAAUAAUCCCUAUAAGCACAGUACAUAAGGCUUCUGUCCCACACAGGGCUUACUGCCCCAAGACUCACAUACACAUCUUGUGGAUAAAAUGUUUUUCUUUCUCCAGGAGUGAAGAACAAGACAAAAAUUGUAUGCACACGGUCAAUAAUUAAACUUAUUACCGCACAUCAUAUCUGAUUUUUUUUAUUUUACUUGGAGUGGUAGAUAUUUAACCCAAAAUAAGCCUCGAACCCCAACAAUGCUAAAUAUAACAUAAUAUAUCUAUAUCAAACAUGAUCGUUUCAGAAUACUGAAUAUGGUCAUUUAAAGAUUCAUUUAUUUAUAACUGUAUUUAAUAUUUAUUUUGAUUUCUGUUGUUUUUGUCACUGUUUCUCAGUAUACACUGUUUAAUGCCAUUACACUGUCAGUAACUGGCAGGUUUUAAUAUUAUUGUAAUUAAUAUAUUUCAGGUCAUUAUUGUCACUUUUCUGUUGUCUGUUCCCCGAUCUGUGUCAUCUGAUUUACUUUUAAAGAUGUAAAUAUUUUUUUGGCUCGCACUUAAAUAAAUGUAGUAAUAUGUUAUUUUGCAGACAAUGCUGAAAAUGGGUACUUUGAACUAGAAACCCAUGGAAUAUUUGAUAUUUCAGUUUAUUCUUAAGAAGGUUUAAUGGAGAUCUGUAUGGUCUUGCUUCUAACACAUUUAAAAGCAGGAAAAUACUUUUAGGUCAGGACUGAACAUGCUUUUGAAAAAUGCGAGUGGUUCAUACCCACAGCUAACCUCAUACUCUCAAUACUGAAAUCUGUUCUUCCAACCGUUUAUCCUGGUCAGGUCACAGGGGGGCUGGAGUCUGUCCCAGGCAGCACAGGGCACCCCAUGGAUGGGAUUCCAGUCCAUGGCUGCAAAAAUGAUAAUGGGAGGGUAACAGAGAUAGAUGCCUUGGAGCACUUGGGCUGUAUUAGUUGCAAAUAUAUGUAAGUGCCAUAUUCCAGGCUGUAAUAUCCAUUCAGAGCAAUAACUCUAUCUAUGCAAGAGAAUUUUUCUGACAGUAUUACAGAAAUCAAUGUUAUUUUCCUUUUUAAGUAAUAGAAAGACCUCUUUCUUAGUUUCUCUUUCUAAAUGAUAUAUCUAAAAACUGAGAGCUUGAUGUGAACGUCUGGCUUUUUGUACAAACGAAAAUAUCUUUUUUUUAAAGGAAGAAAAAAAAUU
Molecule: messenger RNA, 2747 nt
Organism: Paramormyrops kingsleyae
Lineage: Eukaryota; Metazoa; Chordata; Actinopteri; Osteoglossiformes; Mormyridae
Gene: neurod4
Product: neuronal differentiation 4
Biological process (GO): camera-type eye development; positive regulation of transcription by RNA polymerase II; axon development
Cellular component (GO): nucleus
Molecular function (GO): DNA-binding transcription factor activity, RNA polymerase II-specific; protein dimerization activity; E-box binding
Source: RefSeq, a predicted model, not a curated record